Lindgomyces ingoldianus is the source of this 773-nucleotide messenger RNA. RefSeq lists its product as uncharacterized. The coding region runs from base 270 to 692 and encodes 140 amino acids. The transcript has a single exon. Lineage: Eukaryota; Fungi; Ascomycota; Dothideomycetes; Pleosporales; Lindgomycetaceae. The record is from RefSeq and is a predicted model, not a curated record.
GCUUUCUACCCUUUUUAUAAUCGAGACGAUUGACGAAAGCGUUGUUGAUGGUCCGGAUUAUUGGCUAUAUCCACUUUCCUUUAUCCGCUGAGUCCGAAGACAUGUUUACCUUCUUGCAUUCACUUCUACGUCUUUGGAGCAGGGAUUUGAUAAUCCUUUGUAAUUGCACCUCACCUUUUCACACCCCUAACAUUUUUACCCUGUGUAUCUGAAACUGCACGAGAUGGAAUCGCUCAUACGAACGAUGCUGGCUGCUGCGCGCGAAGAGGAUGCUGUUUGCUUUUCUUUGCAACUCAACCCCACUUUCACUUCCUGUCGCUGUCGUCGCCCACCAUUGCGCAAUGCGCUGGGCAGCCGUCCUAGUUGACGAGAUCAAAAUAAGGACAGACAGACACACAAAACUUCUCUGGUGGAGCUGGAGUUUGGAGAUACCCCUUUUUCACACUUCUAUAUUCUUUGAGAUUCGGAAAAACCCCUCAUAUGGGGGUUGGAGUACGAUGGCUGUCAUGUUGGAGGGAUUUUUGUCGUACUAUGAGCAUGGAUGCAUGGAGGUUUUGAUGGAUGAAUGGAAGUUGAUUUCAGACGAGGCGUGGCAUUAUAGACCAGCUAACACUGCUAUUCAUGAAGAGUCGGGCAUCUGGAGGUGCGAUGCUGAGAAUUGUGGUUGUCAACCUCCUGUUUCUGGUUUAUGAAGGCCCCUCGUAUUCAGGCUGUUCAGCUGUGAACAGUUAACAUGAAAGAAUUACAAAACAAACACUAUGGGGAUAAUGAAA